Rodentolepis nana is the source of this 462-nucleotide messenger RNA. The record is from the annotation of a GenBank genome assembly. Lineage: Eukaryota; Metazoa; Platyhelminthes; Cestoda; Cyclophyllidea; Hymenolepididae.
AUGACCUUCAUUCUGCCCCCUGAUUGUCGAGAGAAGAUCUCGCUGACAAUAAAUGCCCUCCUAGCACUGACACUUUACUUUCUACUUCUAAUUUCCGGAACUGCGCCGGGAACUAGUCUUGCUGUACCGUUGAUGGGAAAGUACCUGCUAUUUACGAUUGUGCUAAUUACUUCAUCGAUUUUUUGGACAGUGGCUGUGCUGAAUGUUCGUUUCAGAUCGAUGGAGACACAGUCUACUCCGGAUUGGUGGCUUAGACGAAUAUUUCUGGAAAUAAUUCUUUCAUUUUUGGGUUUAAGACCCCCAAGUCGGAGUGGCGGAAAUCCUUUCAAGUGUUCUAGAAUGAAUCUAAAAUAUUCACAACUUCGAAAAUCGCACGAAAUUCUUAGAAAAAAUAUGACGAUCGUGAUACCGAAAGUUCUUUUAAAAAUUAUACAGUGUGCCACCGCCAAUGCAAACAAAUGA